UCGAAACGAGACGUCUUUAUUAAUGGGGUCAAAGUGUUUUAAGUGCGCAAAGAUUACAUUUUAUUGAAUAACAAGGAUUUUAUAGAUGCAAUUGCACACUGUAUAAUUCAAUUUAAUUUAAACAAUAAACCAUCAUAAACACACAUAAUAAUAACGAAUUACAUGAAAAUGUCGCGUUCGUGUCGUGUCGUGUGUUUUCGCGAGCGCCCAUCGAAUUCGUACAACGUCGCCGCCACUGACACUGACUGACACCGAGUGUGGUUGCGAACGCGUCCGCUAGGGGGACGUUAAUUUUUCCAUUUCGUAAUCAAACCAAUUAAUCAAAAUCUUAAAAAAAUUAUAAUUAAAACGAAACCGUUUCGUUAUUUUCCAUUCGAAAUAAAUCGCGCGCACGUGACGCUUGAAUUUCCGUUCCCGACCAAUUUAUUCAUUGUUCCCGAGAUUCGAAUUUGUGGGUCAUUUCGCCGAUACGCGGAAGUCGGCCGAAGUGUCGCCGUCGACGUCCGAACCCGCUAAAGAUACAUUCAUAAACGAUUCGCACGCAGUCGGGGGAAGUCAGAUUUUUUGACGUUCCGCGAGAGUCGAUAAAAUACGGGUCUUUCGAAACGUUAUGUAAUAGGGCCGAAAGCCAUGAAAGAAGUCGUCCAGUGAGAAACCGGCCAGUCGCGCUUUUUCACCCCCGUGCGUGACGUUUGGGGCGGAUGGAAGUUUUCUUUUCGAUUCGCGAAAAAAUGUCGUAGUACGCGACGCGAUGAUGAUUUCGAAAAGUUGACGAAACGCGCGCCGCAAUUCAUCGCCUUGUAAUUCGGGGGAGAGAAUAAUGGGGAAAAAGGUGAAGAAGACGAGAUGGCGUACACUUACGCUCAAUGGUCACCAGAGCGAUAGCGAGGAAUCUCUGCUAACGGCCGGCGAUAAUUACCAACGUAAAUACUCGAAAUUCUCGUACUCGACCCACUCGAGCCCCAUAAGAAAGUUCGAGCACGACAGCAGCAAAACGACGCGAUCGAACAGCACGACCAGCGAGAAGAAGGCCACCUUCAACGAGGAUGAGUACACGCGUAUCACGACCCCUCGACAGGACGUCCUCUUCAAGAAGGGCUACCUGAACAAGCCGAAACUUUACCAGACGCAAACGUCGACGGGCACCUGCUCGACAGCCAACUCCACCUCGACGUGCACUCCCGACCAUCAAUCGGCCGACGGUAUGGAGGGUACGGACGUCGAGUACGAAUCGCAAUUUGUCUUCCCCAACGGGUUCAUCGACCAAAACGGAAUCUACUACAUUAACAGUUUCGAACCAUUCCCAUUCGUCGUCUAUAACGCCCCCAUUUGCUACGCGGAAUAUCCGAACUCGAGGACGAAACGUUACAGCACGGAUUCCAUGGCGGAAUCUGUCAGUCCCCAAAAUGAGGAGUCCGGCGCGACGAAUGUCUCAACGCAGCCUUCAGACGAAGAACAGCCGGUGCGUUUGAAGAAGAGGCGGCGUCGGAAAGUCUCGCCUUCGAAGUCGGUUACGUCGGAGGCGAGUAGCGACGAUGUUUUUAAGACUGAGGAACGCGAUGCUCAAGAUGUUGCAAAGGAGAAUAAGAGCGAGUUGAAGGCUGAUGCCGAAGAGUUCAUUCCAAGAAAUUUGCAGGCGAACGUGCACUUCUUCAACGUGCCACCGAAUUUUAUUCCGGUCCCGUUCGAUGCGCCGCCCCCGUUCGUGCCGGUCAACUUCAUCUCGCCCGCUCAAAAUUUCGUAAACGUAAUUCCGGAAGUUCAGGAGGCGAAGCCGGACGCCGAGGCGAAGAAAAAGACGGACAUCGACAUCGCGAAGAUCGUUUGGAAGCUCGAGGAGGCCGCCAAGGAGCAGGACGGCAAGAAGUCGUACAAGCCGAAGACGAGGCCACGUUUCGGCCACUAUCAAAAUCGGGAUUGGAAGCCGAAGAUUGCCGAAGCGCCUGCACCGCCGAGGGGGUUACGCAACGCAAAGCCCGUCGAGAAAAAGACUGAAAUUAAAGUAGCGCCGUCUCCGGUUCGCGCUCCUCGCAAGUCCAAUCAGUGGAUUGCGGUCGCGAGCAGGAAGAAGCGCAAGAACAAGGGGGUCGAGGAGGAGGAGGAGGAGGUGGAGGUGGUUGAGGAGGCCCCGCCGCUUAGUGACGACCUUUUCGAAAGUUUCGACAUUAACCAAUUGGUCGACGUUGUACCACCUUCGCAGCUUGAAACAGCUCCGUCUCAACCUGAAACCGGUCUUCCGGAAAUCGUAACGGAACCCGUCAAAUCCGAACCGGACAUUCGCACACCUCCCCCAGAAGUACGUAAGAAAAAGAAAAAGACAAUAAAGGUUGCAACAAAGAAGGUGAUUGUAACCGAUUUUCCUCCUGUGGAGGUGGCAGAAGAACCGCCCUGUGAACCACCGGCGUGCGAAGUGUUCUCACCACCCGCUCCGGAGGAAACGAUCUCGACAGCAGUCGUCGAAGACAAAAUUAUCACCGAGGAAGAAACGGCGGUAAAAUCGCCGAGCGAGACUCCCGAAAAAAAGAAGAAGAAAAAGAAGAAACCCGCCAAAUCGACCUCGAACCCGACCCCAAGCUCCGACUGCGACACCUACGACUUCCUCCUCGACACCUCCGACGACUUCGACAAGAAGACCAACGUCGAAAUCUCCCAGGAGCUCGACCGCAUGAUACAGAAGGGCAUGUACAGCAGCCUCGAGGGGAAGAUUCGGUCGAUGAACAUCGACCUCGACGACGCGUUCUUCCGGAUAGUCGCCAGAUCGGAAUCGCCGCCGCGCCCGUCGACCUCGAGGGGAAUCUUCAGGUGGAACCUGGAAGAGUUCCAGGAUAAAGGUGAGGAUAACCAAAACACGCCGACGAUUACCUUAACGAAUGUUACUAGCGUUCCGUCUGAGCCGAUUUUAAGCGGAUCUCCGCCUCCUCCUCCGCCGCACUAUCCGAUCACGCAGGCCGUCAGGGAGUGGAUGACGAGGACGCGCGAGAAUACGCCCGACGUCGAUAUAUUUAAGAGCGCCAGGGAGCUGGGGGACGACGAGGUCGUCCUGUGGAGUGCGCGCGAAGCGGAGACGGAACCGAAGAAUACAAUUGAAGACUGUGAGGAAGCAAUAGAGGUUUACGAGAGCCGCUACGGAAAUAACGAGGACUUUUUGAGGAUUAGGAGCGAAAUCGCAGAAGAGGCACAAAGAAAUACUCGUCGCAGCGACCUACCGUACAGGGCGAUCUGCUGCAACCUCAUGUGAAUCCAAAGAUCUAUUUUUUUAUUAAUUUUUAGCAUUUUGCGUGUUAAAGUAUUGAGAUAGUUUAUUUUCAAGUUUGGGUGUUCUUAUUGCUCGCUAUUUACUAUACGCCCACGAAUCUGGGCAAAGUCUGAAAAUCGUGCAUGAUUUACCAUCGUUUUGUUUUUAAUAAUAAUAAUGUUACUGUUAUAUAGUUUUAGGAUAGAUGGUGCAAAGCGCGGACUUCACUACUAGGCGCGUACCGUGUAAUUCGUUAGUUUUUUAAUUAAGUAGCUCGUUAGGUAUUGUUUUUCAUUUCUCGUUUAGUCAUUACAUGCAACUGUGUUCCUUUUUUUGCAUUAAUUACAGCUAGAAGCGCUAUAAUUCUAUUGUAAUACGUAGGUAAUUAGAAUUUGUUUUUAAUGCGAUUGGUGAUUAGCGGUUUACUUAAUUUUAUUGUUACCUCUUGUUUGUUAAUUUUCAAAUUUGUGCCUUUGCGAAUUUUUCAAAUAAAAACUUCAAAACUA
Messenger RNA from Photinus pyralis (common eastern firefly), 3741 nucleotides. RefSeq names its product neurofilament heavy polypeptide-like. NCBI's taxonomy places the organism in Eukaryota, Metazoa, Arthropoda, Insecta, Coleoptera, Lampyridae. The transcript is spliced from 6 exons. The record is from RefSeq and is a predicted model, not a curated record. Bases 821 to 3238 code for a protein of 805 amino acids.